AUGAGCUUCUCCCUCGUCCGCAACUCGGCCUUUACACUUGCGCUUCGUCCAGUAGUCCUUACUGCAGCCGUCGCCGCCGCCCCUCUCCCACCCUUGUACCACGCCCGACUCGCACCCGUUGCCCGUCGCCCCUUCCACGUCUCGUCUGUAGCCCCCGCCAAAAAGAAAGCCAUGCCGCCCAAGAAGAAGAACGUCGAGGAGAAGAAGGUCAUCCUUGGCCGUCCCGGUAACAACCUCAAGAUCGGUAUUGUCGGUCUUCCCAACGUCGGCAAGUCGUCGUUCUUCAACACCCUCUCGAAGACCGACCUCGGCAAGGCCGCCAACUUCCCCUAUGCCACCAUCGACCCCGAGGAGGCGCGUAUCCCCGUCCCCGACGAGCGCUUUGACUGGCUCGCGUCCGUGUACAAGCCCAAGACCGAGAUCCCCGCCUUCCUGACCUGCAUCGACAUUGCCGGUCUCACCGCCGGCGCCUCGACCGGUGCUGGUCUCGGCAACGCGUUCCUGUCGCACGUCCGUGCCGUCGACGGUAUCUUCCAGGUCGUCCGUGCGUUCGACGACGCCGAGGUCAUCCACGUCGAGGGCGACGUCGACCCCCUCCGUGACAUGGAGAUCAUCUCGACCGAGCUCCGUCUCAAGGACAUUGAGUGGGUCGAGAAGGAGAUUGAGCGCCUCAAGAAGCAGGUCCGCUCGUGCGGCAGCGUCUCGCUCGCCGACAAGGCCAAGAAGGAGGAGCUCGCCACCGUCGAGCGUAUCCUCGUCACCCUGACCGAGGAGAACAAGGACGUCCGCAAGGGUACUUGGACCAACAAGGAGGUCGAGAUCAUCAACGGUCUUACUCUCCUUACCGCCAAGCCCAUCACCUACCUCGUCAACCUCUCAGAGCGCGACUUUGUGAGGAAAAAGAACAAGUGGCUGCCGAAGAUCAAGGCCUGGAUCGACGAGAACAACCCGGGAGACAUGCUCAUCCCCUUCUCGGUCGCGCUCGAGGAGCGUCUCGUCAACAUGUCCGACGAGGAGCAGGCCGCCGAGGGCGAGACCCUCGGCCUCGGCAAGAAGUCGCCUUCGAACCUCGGCAAGAUCACCACUUCGGGCUACGGGUCGCUCGAGCUCAUCCGCUACUUUACCUGUGGUCCCCAGGAGGUCCGCGCCUGGACCAUCCGCAAGGGCGUCAAGGCGCCCGCCGCCGCCGGUGUCAUCCACUCGGACUUUGAGCAGAAGUUUGUCUGUGGUGAGAUCAUGUCCUUUGCCGACCUCAAGGAGUACGGCACCGAGGCCGGUGUCAAGGCUGCCGGCAAGCUCCGCCAGCAGGGCAAGCCCUACGAGGUGGUGGAUGGCGACAUCUGCUACUGGAAGUGCGGUGCUUAA
Molecule: messenger RNA, 1365 nt
Organism: Apiotrichum porosum
Lineage: Eukaryota; Fungi; Basidiomycota; Tremellomycetes; Trichosporonales; Trichosporonaceae
Exons: 3
Coding region: 1-1365 (454 amino acids)
Cellular component (GO): cytoplasm
Molecular function (GO): ATP binding; ATP hydrolysis activity; GTP binding
Source: RefSeq, a predicted model, not a curated record